CAAACAAUUUUCUCCAUUCAUAAAUUCAUUACCUAGUUCUAAUGGUGGUGGUGUGGGUAGUUAGCUCGCCCACCAACUUGUGAUCAUCUCCCCAUUACAUUACUCAUGAUAACCUCUCACCAUCCCUUCUUCUGACCUUUGAACUUCCGGUGGCUGGUAAUAAUAAUAUCACCAACUCCGUUCGCCUUAUCAUAAUUUUCAGCGUACUACUACUGCCUUUAACUUUUUCUUCUUCCUCUGGAAUUGAUCUCUCUCCUCCUCGAUUCAAGGUGACCAAUGGCUAGGAAGAAGAUCAGGGAGUACGACUCUAAACGCUUAUUGAAAGAGCAUUUGAAGAGAAUUUCUGAAAUUGAAAUCGGGAUCCGCUCUGCUCAGGUCACCGAAUCAACAGAUUUCACAGAAAUUACGGACAAAGAGCCAUGGCUUUCCUCCACCAAGCUUGUCGUGAAGCCUGAUAUGUUGUUUGGGAAGAGGGGGAAGAGUGGAUUGGUCGCACUUAACCUCGAUCUAGCUCAAGUUGCAGCUUUUGUCAAAGAACGCCUUGGUAAAGAGGUGGAGAUGGGGGGUUGCAAGGCACCAAUUACCACAUUUAUUGUAGAACCAUUUGUUCCUCACACCCAAGAGUUUUACCUUUCAAUUGUCUCUGAGAGGCUUGGAUGUACAGUGAGUUUCUCGGAAUGUGGUGGAAUUGAAAUUGAAGAGAACUGGGACAAGGUUAAAACAAUCUUUCUCCCAACCGAAAAGUCAAUGACACCUGAAGCCUGUGCUCCACUAAUUGCAACUCUGCCUUUGGAGAUUCGAGGCACAAUUGGAGACUUCAUAAAGGGUGUCUUUGCCAUAUUUCAAGACCUGGACUUCACUUUCCUUGAGAUGAACCCAUUUACUUUGGUCAAUGGGGCACCAUACCCUCUGGAUAUGCGAGGAGAGUUGGAUGAUACUGCUGCCUUCAAGAAUUUCAAGAAGUGGGGCAAUGUGGAGUUCCCAUUACCUUUUGGAAGAGUGUUGAGUCCAACAGAAAGCUUUAUUCAUGGUUUGGAUGAAAAGACUAGCGCCUCUCUGAAGUUCACUGUAUUGAAUCCGAAAGGGCGCAUUUGGACAAUGGUAGCUGGAGGAGGUGCAAGUGUAAUUUAUGCAGAUACUGUUGGAGACUUGGGCUAUGCCUCAGAGCUUGGGAACUAUGCAGAAUAUAGUGGUGCUCCCAAUGAAGAAGAGGUGUUGCAGUAUGCCAGAGUCGUUAUUGAUUGCGCUACAUCUGAUCCUGAUGGUCGGAAAAGGGCACUCUUGAUUGGUGGGGGCAUUGCAAACUUUACUGAUGUUGCUGCCACGUUCAAUGGCAUAAUCAGGGCAUUGAGGGAGAAGGAAGCAAAGCUGAAAGCAUCACGAAUGCAUGUUUAUGUUCGUAGAGGUGGUCCUAAUUAUCAGACGGGGUUAGCAAGGAUGCGAGUUCUUGGGGAAGAGCUUGGAGUUCCCCUUGAGGUCUAUGGCCCUGAGGCAACAAUGACUGGAAUCUGCAAACAGGCAAUUGAGUGCAUCAUGUCUGCUGCAUAAACAUUAUGUUCUUCCAUUGUCUUCUCUUUUGAUCUUUGAUCCCAUGGACUGCUCUUCAUCAUCAAGGGGCAUUUAAUAAUCCAAUAAGGCCUGAAUCAAUUGAUAGCUGGUCUUGUAUGACAGUUUUCUGCCAUUUAAUCUGAAUCCAUUUUGUAGAUUGUAAACAGGACCACUUAUGGACUUCAAAAGUCUGUAGUGCACAAACAAAGACCCUUUGAUAUAUCUUUUAUUGCUCUCCA
This is a messenger RNA of Amborella trichopoda, 1787 nucleotides long. Its product is annotated as ATP-citrate synthase alpha chain protein 2. The record is from RefSeq and is a predicted model, not a curated record. Gene Ontology annotation, molecular function: succinate-CoA ligase (ADP-forming) activity. Lineage: Eukaryota; Viridiplantae; Streptophyta; Magnoliopsida; Amborellales; Amborellaceae. Gene Ontology annotation, cellular component: cytosol; succinate-CoA ligase complex. Gene Ontology annotation, biological process: tricarboxylic acid cycle; succinyl-CoA metabolic process.